CUCUCCCUUAGAUCACAUGAUUUGUGAUCAUGUGGUCACCUCGCAGGUUCUCUUUCUGAUUCCAGGAUUCGUUUGUCUUUAAACAAGCCUUCAUUUGCGUUUUGUUUCGAUCUCCUGUCAUUUAUAAGACUUUAAAUCAUCCACCUCGUGUUGCUUUCAGGCUCUAAAAGGCCCAUUAGGUGUGUAGCUCUUGUGUAGAUCCUGUUAUUUAGCUCGCUGUUAGCUAAGUUAGCCUUGCUAGCUGUGCUGGGGGAACGUAAACACCGGAAAUGCAGAAGAGGUUUAUUUCAUUUUAGAUCAUUCUUCAGGUCAGUAUUAAAGAUAGAAUGGCGACUAUCCUGGAUGAUUAUGAAGACUCUCAGAUGAUCAGACACCCGGUUCAGUCUGGACGCCUUCCUGCGGCCAACAUGAUAGGGAUAACUCACUCAGGAUUCGUGAACGUGAGGCUGGAGGAAGAAAAGCCCAUCUUCAACAAGCAGCGGAUCGAUUUCACGCCUCCUGAGAAGAUCAAUCACUUUGCCGUCUGCAACAACCAGCUCUGUAUGAGUCUGGGGAAGGACACUCUGCUCAGGAUCGAUCUGGGGAAACCGGAUCAGCCCAACCAGAUAGAGUUGGGAAGGAAGGACGACAGUAAAGUAUAUAAACUCUUUCUGGAUCCGACAGGAUCUCACUUGGUGAUUAGUCUGACCACGAGCGAGUGCGUCUACCUGAACAGAAACACUCAGAAGGUCCGCAGCCUCUCCAGGUGGAGGGGUCACUUAAUAGAGAGCGUCGGCUGGAACAAGAUUCUUGGCAAUGAAACGAACACCGGUCCGAUUCUGGUGGGAACGAGUCAGGGUAUCAUUUUUGAGGCUGAGAUCUCUGCUUCUGAGGGUUCUCUCUUCAACACCAACCCAGACCAGUACUUCAGACAGGUUCAUUCCUUGGAAGAAGACGGAAAGCCGGCUCCGGUUUGCUGUCUGGAUGUGGAACGUGGGAUCGAGUCGAAGUACUUCAUCAUCGCCACCACUCGCAAACGGCUCUUUCAGUUCAUGGGCAAGUUAGCCGAAGGUUCCGAGCAGCAGGGCUUUAGCUCGAUCUUCGCUCAGAAUCAGGAUGUCUUGCCGAGUUUCCAGGAGUUUCCCGUUAACAUGGGCUACAGCGAGAUCGGAUUCUACACCUCCAAGCUCCGCUCCAGCCCGAACUCCUUCGCGUGGAUGAUGGGAAACGGGGUCCUGUACGGCCACCUGGACUACACUCGGCCCGACUCCCUUCUCACCGACGUCAAGGUGUGGGAUUACACGCCGGAAAUCGACUUGAACUACAUCAAGCCCAUCUCCAUUGUGCUCACCCAGUUCCAUUUUCUGCUUCUGCUCCCCGAUCGUGUCAAGGCCAUAUGCACCUUGAAUGGUCAAGUCGUCUACGAGGAUGUCUUCCCCGAUAAGUUCGGCUCCCUCAAAAAGAUGAUCAAAGAUCCCAUAGGAGGACUGGUCUGGAUCUACACAGAGAAAGCCGUCUUCCGGUAUCACAUCCAGAGGGAGUCCAGAGACGUCUGGCAGAUGUACAUGAACAUGAAGAAGUUUGACCUGGCCAAAGAGUACUGCAAGGAUCGGCCCGAGUGCAAGGACACGGUGCUGGCCAAGGAAGCCGAACACUGGUUCCAGAACAAGCAUUAUCUGGAAAGCGCCAAGUGCUACGCUCUGACGCAGAACUACUUCGAAGAGAUUGCGCUGAAGUUCAUCGAAGCCAAGCAGGAGGAAGCUCUGAAGGAAUUCCUCCUCCGGAAACUGAACAACCUCAAACCCGGAGAGAAGACACAGAUCACGCUGCUGGUCACCUGGUUGACCGAGUUGUACCUCAACCGUCUGGGGCAACUGGAGGCGGAAGAGGAAAACAAGCGGAGCGGCCGGUUUCAGGAAAUGCGUGAGGAAUUCCGGCGCUUCCUGGGUAGCGGCAAGCACAAGGAGUGCUUCUAUAACAACCGGAGCACCAUCUACGAUCUCCUGGCAAGCCACGGCAACGUAGACGACAUGGUGUAUUUCUCCGUCAUCAUGCAGGACUACGAGAGGGUCAUCUCGCACUACUGCCAGCACGACGACUACUCCGCGGCGCUCGACGUACUCUCCAAGCACUGCGACGAAAAGCUCUUCUACAAGUUCUCCCCGGUUCUCAUGCAGCACAUUCCCAAGCAAGUAGUGGACGCCUGGAUCCACAUGGGCAACAGACUCGAUCCCAAGCAGCUGAUCCCAGCACUGGUGAACUACAGCCAGAUCGGCAGCACACAGCAGAUCGACGAGACCAUCCGCUACAUGGAAUUCUGCGUCAACGAGCUCGCCGUGAAGGACGAAGCCAUCCACAAUUAUCUGCUGUCGCUCUACGCCAAGUACAAGCAUGAUUCUUUGCUCUGGUACCUCGAGCAGGCAGGAACGCACGCCUCGGAGAUCCAUUACGACCUGAAAUACGCCUUACGUCUCUGCGCUGAACACGGCUAUCUACAGGCCUGCGUGCUGGUCUACAGGAUCAUGGAGCUGUAUGAAGAAGCUGUGGAUUUGGCCUUGAAGGUGGACGUGGAUUUGGCCAAGUCGUGUGCCGACCUCCCGGAAGAUGACGAGGAGCUGAGGAAGAAGCUGUGGCUGAAGAUCGCCCGUCACGUGGUUCAGGAGGAGAAGGAUGUGAAGAAAGCCAUGAACUGUCUGUCCAGCUGCAACCUGCUGAAGAUCGAGGACAUCCUGCCUUUCUUCCCGGACUUUGUGACCAUCGACCACUUCAAGGAGGCCAUCUGCCUCUCUCUGGAUGAAUACCACCAGCACAUCGAGGAGCUCAAGCAGGAGAUGGAGGAGGCCACGGAGAGCGCUCGGCGCAUCCGCCAGGACAUCCAGGAGAUGAGGAACAAGUACGGCGUGGUGGAGUCUCAGGAGAAGUGCGCCACUUGUGACUUCCCCUUACUCAACCGACCCUUCUAUCUCUUCCUGUGCGGACACAUGUUCCAUUACGACUGCCUCUUCCAGGAGGUCACACCGCACCUCUCGGCCUACAAGCAGAGCAAGCUGGAGGAGCUGCAGAAGAAGCUCGCCGCCACCACGCAAACCACCAAAUCUCGCCACAGACCCAAGGAGGAGGACACUGUGAGCCUGGGGAAAGGCCAGGGCAGCCGAGAGCAGAUCAAAUCGGACAUCGACGAUAUCGUGGCGUCCGAGUGUGCCUACUGCGGUGAGCUGAUGAUCAAAUCCAUCGACAAGCCUUUCAUCGAUCCGCACAGGUUCGAGGAAGAAAUGUCCAGCUGGCUCUGACCCCGAUCUCGUCCGUAACACGCACCCGAGCCGAGCAUUCUGUCCAUGCACCAACAUUUCAGCUUUCAACUCUCACACUGCCUGUGUGUGUCUUACUCGAUACUGACACGAGUAGCAUCCAGAUCGUCUGCUCAAUCCUAAACACCACUACUUUACCCGUGCCUCUGUGUGUGAAGAAGGACAUGCUUUAACGUGUAUCACACGGCUUUACACCAAUAAACCGUACAGCAUCGUG
Molecule: messenger RNA, 3504 nt
Organism: Hemibagrus wyckioides
Lineage: Eukaryota; Metazoa; Chordata; Actinopteri; Siluriformes; Bagridae
Gene: vps18
Product: VPS18 core subunit of CORVET and HOPS complexes
Exons: 5
Coding region: 327-3269 (980 amino acids)
Biological process (GO): endosome organization; intracellular protein transport; endosome to lysosome transport
Cellular component (GO): endosome; HOPS complex
Molecular function (GO): protein-macromolecule adaptor activity
Source: RefSeq, a predicted model, not a curated record